UGACGUCUGUUAUUACAUGUCAAAUUGACCAUGAAUAAAGGCUUACACUGUACAUAAACAACAUUCGCUCAACUGUUACACCGGAACGUUCAAACAUCAUAAAAGAUCUACGGAAGAAUUUACCAACGGACCUUUCGGUCCCUCGAUUAUUAUCUUCCGACUCCUGCAGGAUGAGCUGACAGAUGUUAUGAAAUGGGUAAAGGCCACAGGUCGGGAAAUUUCUGACUGUAAACCUGAUGACUUUAUUAUGGUUUUAGUGUGAUAAACAGCAGAGUUUCAGGAUGCACCCCCAGGUUCUCUGUAGCGGCUCUUCGGCGGCCGUGGCUGCCCGCAGAGUGAGGAAUAUUCUGGGUGCUGUUCUGGGGAGAGACGGCUGGAUGUGGAGAACACAUGAGGUCAAACUUCUCAACACAUCUGCAGGCGACACAGUGAAGAUAGGAGAGAUCUCUUACAAACUCAAAACACCCAAGAAUCCCGAGCUUGUCCCGGUCAAACAUGUUUCAGACUCCCUACCUCAGACGAUAGCACAGCACCUGAGAUGGAUUAUGCAGAAGGACCUUUUGGGACAGGAUGUGUUCCUCAUCGGUCCCCCAGGACCCCUCAGACGGUCCAUUGCCAUGCAGUACCUCGAGUUGACCAAACGGGAGGUAGAAUACGUGGCUCUGUCCAGAGACACCACAGAGACUGACCUGAAACAGAGGAGAGAGAUCCGCUCAGGGACAGCCUUCUACAUCGACCAGUGUGCUGUAAGGGCAGCUACACAAGGUCGAGUCCUGGUCCUGGAAGGGCUGGAGAAGGCUGAGAGGAAUGUCCUGCCUGUCCUAAACAACCUCCUGGAGAACAGAGAGAUGCAGCUGGAGGAUGGACGCUUCCUGAUGUCAGCAGAGAGAUACGACAAGCUGCUGCAGGAUCACACCAAAGAGGAGCUGGAUCUCUGGAAGAUUGUCCGUGUGAGUGAGGACUUUCGGGUCAUCGCCCUUGGCCUUCCUGUCCCCAAGUACAAGGGCAACCCUCUGGAUCCUCCUCUCCGCUCCCGCUUCCAGGCUAGAGACAUCUAUUACCUACCAUUCAAGGACCAGCUGGAGUUGUUGUAUUUGGUAGGACCAAACAUCCCUGCAGAAAGGGUGUCCCAGCUGCUGUCAUUUGCCACCACACUUUGCUCCCAGGAAUCAUCCAGCCUCGGUCUGCCUGACUUCCCUGUGGAUAACCUGAUUCCUGCUCUCCAUGUGCUGAAUUCUUUCCCAAUGCUGUCGUCUCAGCAGCUCAUCCACAGACUUUACCCUUACAGCAGCAUCCUGGGUAAGGAAGGGCGCACCGCUGUGGAGGGUGUUCUCAGCAGAUUUGAGCUCUUGGAUGGUCGUAGUCAGCCGCCACUUGGGGCUAUUUCAACCAUUUCCAAGACGGCGGAUCUUGAAGGUCAUGCAGAUGUCAUAUUACAUGUUGCUGACAAGGACAUCACCUUUCAGGUCCCAUCAGGCACUAAGGAGCUGCAUCCGCCAAACAGCAACCCCACCUUCAUCAGCACGCCGAGCCACACCCGGUUGCUGUCUGAGAUGAUGCAGUCUCACAUGGUGAAGGACAUCUGUCUGAUUGGAGCAAAGGGAUGUGGAAAGUCAGUGAUUGCCAGAGAGUUCGCUGAGAUGCUUGGAUACAGCAUCGAGCCAGUCAUGCUCUAUCAGGACAUGACGGCCAGAGACCUUCUUCAGCAGAGGUACACGCUCCCUAAUGGAGAUACAGCUUGGAGGCCAUCACCACUCGUCACUGCUGCCAUAGAAGGAAAGCUGCUGCUCCUGGACGGCAUCCACAGGGUCAACCUGGGGACACUGGCUGUCCUGUCCAGGUUGCUUCAUGACAGGGAGCUGGAUUUGUACGAUGGGACCAGGCUGCUGAGGUGGGACAGAUACCAGACACUGAAGGAACAACUGCAAUUCACUGAUGAGCAGCUUAAAGAGAGGUCAAUCUUUCCCAUCCACCCGUCAUUCAGGGUGCUUGCCCUUGCUGAGCCACCCGUUGUGGGUGCUGGUGCCAGUGCCAGCAGCAGCAAAAACCAGCAGUGGUUGGGUCCUGAGCUGCUCACCAUGUUCCUGUACCACAAUGUCACCCCGCUUGCCAAAGCAGAGGAGAUGGGCCUCAUUCAGGGACUGACGCUGAAUGUUCCAACAGAUGCAGCAGAGCAGCUUUUGCAUCUCACCCACAGCCUCCGCAACACAAACGACCCCACAGCACAGUCUCUGGCUUCGUCUCUCUCCACCAGACAGCUCCUGAGGAUCUGUCGUCGACUCUCUCAGUACCCUGAGGAGAGCAUCGCUCACGCUGUCAACAAGGCCUGUCUUUCCAGGUUCCUGCCCAGCCUGGCCCGAGCCUCUCUUGAAAAAAGCCUUGCCAAUUGCUCCAUACAGGACACGCCAGAUCCCAGUGAACACACUCGUGACCUCAGCUGUUCGAUAAAGGACGGCAUGUUGACCAUUGGUAAAGUCUCUGCCCCCGUCUACAACCCCAAUGAGAAAAUGAAAGUCCCGGACGUCCUCUUCUAUGAUAAUCCUCAGCACAUGAUGGUGAUGGAGGACAUGCUGAAAGACUUUCUCUUAGGAGAGCAUCUCCUCUUGGUGGGCAACCAGGGCGUGGGUAAGAAUAAAAUAGUGGACCGCUUUCUGCAUCUUCUGAACAGGCCAAGAGAAUACCUGCAGCUGCACAGGGAUACGACGGUUCAGACUCUGACCCUGCAGCCGUCAGUCAGAGACGGCAUCAUCACGUACGAAGACUCUCCUCUGGUGAAGGCAGUGAAGAUGGGUCACAUACUGGUGAUUGAUGAGGCAGACAAAGCUCCAACUAACGUCACCUGCAUCCUCAAAACCCUGGUGGAGAGCGGAGAGAUGAUUCUGGCUGAUGGACGCAGGAUCAUCUCAGAUCCUCAUGAAGCCAAAGGGAGACCCAACACCAUCAUCAUGCACCCGGACUUCAGGAUGCUGGUUCUAGCAAACAGACCUGGUUUCCCCUUCUUGGGGAAUGACUUCUUUGGAGCUCUUGGCGACAUUUUCAGCUGCCAUGCCGUGGACAAUCCAAAACCUCUGGCGGAGCUGGCGAUGCUGAAACAGUAUGGCCCUGACGUUCCUGAUACCACACUGCAGAAACUGGUGGCUGCAUUUGGAGAGCUGAGGUCAAUGGCCGACCAGGGCACCAUCACUUACCCUUACUCCACCCGAGAGGUAGUCAACAUCGUCAAACACCUGCAGAAAUUCCCAGAUGAGGGUCUCGCCAACGUGGUGCGAAACGUCUUCGACUUCGACUCUUACAACAAAGACAUGCGGGAGGUUCUCAUCGAAGCUCUGCACAAACACGGGAUUCCGAUUGGAGCCAAGCCCACCUCUGUCAACCUGGCUAAGGAGUUGCCACUGCCAGAGAUCAAGAUGACCGGGUACUGGACCAUAAACCAAGGAGUCAACGCUCGCCGCAAACUGCUUUGUCCCACCGAGACGCACCCCAUUGACAUCAAGGGCCCGGUGUUUCUGCGUGUGCAGAGUUAUCCAUGUAACAGACAGGAGAGUCGAGCUCUCAGCUUCAGUGAGGAGAAAUCCCACUGGCAGAUUCCCAUGAAUGAAGUCAACAUCAUCUGUGAUGUCACCACCAAAGAUGACACACUCUUUGUUGCCACGUGCAACCCAGUGUCGCUGUUCUCCAUGAAGGAGCGAGGGGAGACGAUUCGGUGUAUGGAGCUUUAUGACGUCUUUCCACGGACCAUCAGCGGAGUCUGGCAGCCGUUUGUCACCAUAGCUCCACUCGGGAGUCCUCUGGAUGGACAAGUGGUGCUGCACGAGGAGCAGAGUAACACAGUUCUCCAUCUGGACAUGGAAACCGGCGCCGUGCGGAGGCUCAUGUUGUCCCCGGAGAGCGAUCCUCCCUCCACCCGAGCAUCGAGCUGGUGGAGCAGCAAAGAACAGCAGGGAGGUCACAAAAUGUGUCGUGACUUCGCCCACAAAAACUGGCUUCUCUUCUAUAAGGAGGACGGCAACCAGCUGGAGGUGCUGGACGUACUGGAGGGUCAGGUUCACUCUAUCUCUCUCCCCAUCAACCUGAAGUCUGUUUUCCUGGUGGCUGAGGAUCGCUGGCUACUGCUGGAGAGCAACACCAACAAGAAGUUCCUGCUCACUAAGCCCAUGCACAUGGCAGCCGAGGAGUCUGGAGUGUGUCAGCUCCACAGCAUCAGCGAGGACCUGGUCAGCUCAGGACAUGGAGUAAGCGCAGCUGAGGUCACCAUACCCCAGAUGUUGUCAUGUGAUCAGCUGCCAAACGAAAACCUCAGCGCAGCCCUGGACCAGAAGAUCGUUUCACCAAACCGAGUCCUGGCAGACACUGGCUCAUAUGCACAAAUCAUUGUUGGCUUCCCAGACCUGGUGUCCCCUAAUGAGGUCUACAGCUUUAAGAGACCUGCUGAUCUGUCAACGAUGAAAAGCAGUGACACCGGCCCCCACAUGUUCCUCAGAGGAGGUAUACGCUCCAGCUCAGCCAAGCGGGAGAACUGCGUCAGUCUGCUUUCAGCCAAUCAGGUGGUCCGAGCCCUCCCACCCAGCAAGGUCCCUCUGAAGGAGGUCUUCCCUAAAGACGUCACUCCCCCGAUGACGGCGGCGUACCUGGAGGUGACCGAUCUGAACUCCAAAAAAGUCAAAUAUAUUCCCGUCCCGAGGUCCAUGUCUGUGUCUCCGUACACCAGCUGGCUGUCUAAAGUGUCAGAGUCAGACGUGCUCAUGGCUGCUCUGGGUUCUGGAGGUGUAGUCACAGUCGAUAUGGGCGGGUACAUGCGGCUCUGGGAGACAGGAUUGGACACCCUGCAGCGCUCGCUGAUGGAAUGGAGGAAUAUGAUUGGAUCAGAAGACGGUAGACCGGUUCAGAUCACCAUCCAGAGGGACAGUGGCUUGGACGUCACUGCCCCAAAACAUGGCAAGAUCGACCCCAACAAUGCUCCUCACGUCGGGGGGAACCAGUGGGCGGGAGGCACAGGCGGCAGAGACACGGCAGGCCUUGGUGGUAAAGGAGGUCCGUAUCGUCUGGAUGCAGGACACAAAGUCUACCAGAUUUCCCAGGCUGAGAAAGACGCUGUUCCUGAAGAGAUCCGCAGAGCUGCACGAGAAAUGGGUGAAAAGGCCUUCAAAGAAAGGUUGAAGGAGAUCGAUAUGAGCGAGUACGACGCCUCGACAUACGAGCGAUUCUCCAGUGCCGUCAGAAGACAAGUUCAGUCUCUACGAAUCAUCCUUGACAGCCUACAGGCCAAAGGGAAGGAGCGUCAGUGGCUUAAGAACCAGGCUCUGGGAGAGCUGGACGACUCUAAAAUCAUCGAUGGUCUGACAGGAGAGAAGGCCAUUUACAAACGCAGAGGAGAGCUGGACCCAGAGCUGGGCAGUCCUCAGCAGAAGCCCAAACGCCUGCGUCUGUUAGCCGAUGUUUCAGGUAGCAUGUACCGCUUUAACGGCGUGGACGGCCGACUGGAGCGCUCCAUGGAGGCCGUGUGUAUGGUCAUGGAGGCUCUGGAGAGCUAUGAGCACAAGUUCAAGUAUGACAUUGUGGGACACUCAGGCGACGGUUACGACAUCGAGCUGGUCAGAGCAGAUAAAGUCCCCAAAAACAACAAGCAGAGACUCAAAGUACUCAAGAUGAUGCAUGCACACGCUCAGUUCUGCAUGAGUGGCGACUACACUUUGGAGGGCACCGAUGCCAGCAUCAAGGAGCUGGCACGAGAAGAAGCCGAUGAGCACUUUGUGGUUGUGCUCAGCGAUGCCAACCUGGAGCGCUACGGUAUCCGACCUGAGCGCUUUGCCCAGGUCCUGACAUCUGACCCGCAGGUCAAUGCCUUCGCCAUCUUCAUUGGAUCUCUCGGCGACCAGGCUGAAAGACUCCAGAAGACUCUCCCAGCUGGCAGAUCCUUCGUGGCCAUGGACACCAAGCAGAUCCCCCAAAUCCUGCAGCAGAUCUUCACCUCUACCAUGCUGUCCAGUGCCUAAACACUUCUCAUCACUGUCAUCUCACACAGCAAAACCUCAUGAUUGAUUCUGCAGGUGCUGAAACUUGUCAGACUUUGGCACAUGGUGUCUUUAACCCACUUUCUGCAUCAGAUAACGUCACUUUAUUGGUCUGAGGAUGAGUUUUAAGGUGGAAAGGACUGGUCUUUGAGAGUUACAAAGGGUUAUAUUUAUGAUUUUACGGGCAGAGUGUAACGUGACAGUGCUGUGUUAGUGUGACAGACCCGUGUCCCUCGGGGAGUUGUCACAGCACAAUGUGGCCUGAAAGAAGCCUGUGAUCUAGAGCAGUGUGACUGUUUCUGCAGUGAAAUGAUACAGUCUGCGUAUUUCUAACUACAGUGGCAUUAUGAGCGCCUGGAGCCAGUCUCAGACCCCAUGUAGGGAUCAAACGCACACUCUGACCUGUUGAUGUUUUGGUGUUUUUGCCCGCUGACGCACACACAGACGUCUUCGUCCUGUUUUGGCUUGUGAGGAACUCAACUUGGAUGGGAGGGUCAUGAACUUGACUGGGCUUCUCUUAUUUGGACUUCCUGCUCAUUAAUCGCCUGUCAGAGAGAAAAAGCAUGCACACGCGCACAGGAAGAGCGACACCAGCGCACCACCUGAGCGACACUUGGAUGUGGCGAAGGCUCCUAAGGAAUGCUGGGACUGCGAGCGGGGAAUUUCCCACCUGACUGCACAUGCUCUUUAAAGGCAGCCGCUGUUGCACAACCCCCCUGCAGCCUGUUCUCCUCCAGCAUCAGUGUGAGCAUACACAGGCCUUUUCCUUCCUCACUGCAGGCCCUUGUGUUCGUCUCUCUGCUCUUCAAAAUCUUGGAUCUCCUUUCGUUGCCGGACAUCCUGCUCUUCUUAUCAAAAACGCACAAACAGCCCAGCAACCACGGAGAAACAUGUGCACGGAUGCACAUUUUAGGAGAUUUAAAAGAAACUCUGACAUCAAAUUAAAUCUUUCUCAUGUUUGAUUUAAUUUUAUGUUAAAUUGCUGCAAAACGUUUCAUACAUAUCAUCACAAAAGUAGGUUAAAAAUAAAAAAAGAAUUUCCCCUCUGAUGCACACAGAUCUUUGCGUGCACAUCAUCUGUUUUGUAUGUCCUGUAUCCUGCUGUGCACUCAGAUUAACUCUUCGUUUCUGUGCCAACUUGCAGCCACGUGUGUCCAAUCCCGUGUCGAUGUUUUGCCCCUGGUUGUAAAACUUGGUGCUCAUGCCUCACUUCAGUUGAUUGAACUGAUCAAUGAAGCAGUGUGUGAAACAAUCAGCCUCCACUGAUCGCUCUGACAGAGGGUGUCCCUGUUUAUAUUAACCCACUUCUCGCUCUGCUGCCUAGUUGACAGGAGCUUGAGUGACUCACAUUUGCCUGUUUAAACUUCACAGUUGUGUGUAUAUCAGGAUGUUAAAAUCAUAAACAUAGGAACCUCUUAAAGCUAAUGUAAUCGUACAUUAUUUUAACCUAAUGUGAGGAAAAUGCAAAAGAAAUGUACAAAAUUUUAAUAAAACCAUGUUAACGGUUUUUAUUGAAGUUUGUUCUCUUUAUAUUGAUGUAG
Cheilinus undulatus (humphead wrasse) is the source of this 7552-nucleotide messenger RNA. It is a transcript of the gene vwa8, whose product is annotated as von Willebrand factor A domain containing 8. Gene Ontology annotation, molecular function: ATP binding; ATP hydrolysis activity. NCBI's taxonomy places the organism in Eukaryota, Metazoa, Chordata, Actinopteri, Labriformes, Labridae. The record is from RefSeq and is a predicted model, not a curated record. Bases 282 to 5993 code for a protein of 1903 amino acids. Gene Ontology annotation, cellular component: cytoplasm. The transcript has 45 exons.